This is a messenger RNA of Kwoniella shivajii, 1146 nucleotides long. RefSeq lists its product as uncharacterized. The record is from RefSeq and is a predicted model, not a curated record. Lineage: Eukaryota; Fungi; Basidiomycota; Tremellomycetes; Tremellales; Cryptococcaceae. Gene Ontology annotation, biological process: G protein-coupled receptor signaling pathway. The coding region runs from base 1 to 1146 and encodes 381 amino acids. Gene Ontology annotation, molecular function: mating-type a-factor pheromone receptor activity. Gene Ontology annotation, cellular component: plasma membrane. The transcript has 4 exons.
AUGCUUCACCCUGACUAUCCAUUUUGGAGCUUCGUUGCUCUACUACUCGUCCUUCUUCCUCUACCAUGGCAUCUACGUGCUCGAAACAUCGCAACACUUUCCCUGAUAUUUUGGCUUGUACUGGCCAACAUAAUCAACUUAGUCAACACAUUCAUCUGGGCUGAAGCCUAUACCAACCAUAAUGCUAUCUGGUGUGAUAUCAGUAGUCGGAUGCUUCUUUUACUCAACUAUUCUCUGCCCGCUUGCUCAUUAGCUCAAAUGAGGCGUUUGGAGUCAGUUGCUUCUACCCGUCGCUCCAUCAUAUCAUCGAGGGACAGAAAGAAGAGGAUGGUAGAAGAGAUUUCGAUUUGUCUUAUCGCCCCUUGUUUCUUUGCCGCCCUCGUGUACGUCGUUCAAGGUCAUAGAUACGAUAUCAUUGAAAACAUUGGCUGCGUCACCCCGAUAUACAUGUCUAUCCCUGGGAUCAUCAUCCGAUUUGCAGUUCCCGGCGUUGUAGCAGUCACAUCACUUGUUUUCGCCGUGCUCUCAAUUCGGUGGUUUCUCAUUCGUCGCCUUCAAUUUCAAACGAUCCUGGCCUCGUCUGACUCAAGCCUCUCGAUUGGUCGAUACUUUCGACUCAUCGCACUUGCUGUUGCGGACAGUACUGUACUUCUUGCUUACGCUAUUUAUGGAGCUACCUCUUCAACUGACACGCCAAUGCAACCAUACAAAAGCUGGAAGUACGUGCACGACAAUUUCAGCCAGUACGCUCAGUAUCCGGAAGAGCUCAUCGGCAGUGUCUAUCCGGCUUUCGUGGCGAAUAAUAUAUACGCGCCAAUAUUUUACUCGAUCAUCUUUUUCAUGUUCUUUGGAUUCGGAGAAGAAGCUGUGACUGAAUACUUGGCUCUUGCCAUGAAAUCAAAGGCUCUUAUCGGAAAGAUUGGGCUGAAGCGGGCAUCGAGCACACAACACAGCGAUAUGCAUUUCAAAUUGGGCUCGAAGGUCGUACCCGCCGGGGACGAUAGCGUAUCUCUCAGAGGACAGGCGAAUGACUCAGCUCGCAGGAGUACAAACGAUGAUGAAGACAGACGGGAGGAUGGUCCUGGGGUCGACAUGGGGAAUACGCGUCGAGGUGUAGCCGUUACUGUGGAAAGGUCCAUAGUUUGA